CAAGGCCGUGGGUGACCCUGGAGGCUGCCAGCCCUUCUGUCUCCUCGCCCACCUCCUCUUGGUGAGGCUGAGGUCGAGAUGGAAAAGUUUGGGGAGGAGCCGCGAGCCAGGAGGACAUGUUUGCAUUCCUCAGCCACCGCUCUCAGGUGCCUGGACAGGGAGGAGGACAUCCGGACAGUCCCUGACCGCCACUCCUCCCGGGGGCUGAGGUUAUGAAACUCUGGGGACUUUGCACCCAGCCCAGGCCCCUCCCCAGACUUAUAAAUGUCGCGGGGCUGGGCAGUGGAACUCACUUGCCUGGCAGGCCCGGUGUCAGAGGGACUCGGCAAACGCGUGGCUCCAGGCUUUCCAGCUCCGCGCCUCUCCUUGGGCAAUCCGCUCCCGCAGUGCGCAGUGCGCAGCCCGAGGUCCCGCUCUUCGCCGCCGCCGCAGUUAGCAGGAUGGAGACGCGUCCCGCGGGCCCGGCCCGGGCGCUGCUGCUCUGCCUGGGUUUCCAUCUUCUACAAUUGAUUCUCAGCACAACUGUGAUUCCGUCCUGCAUCCCAGGAGAAUCUGACAAUAACUGUACAGCUUUAGUCCAGAUGGAGGACAGCCCGCGUGUGGCUCAAGUGUCUAUCACAAAGUGUGCCUCUGACAUGCAGGGCUACUGUCUGCACGGGCAGUGCAUCUACUUGGUGGACAUGAGCGAGAAUUACUGCAGAUGUGAUGUGGGGUACACGGGUGUCCGAUGUGAACACUUCUUCUUAACUGUCCACCAACCCUUGAGCAAAGAAUAUGUGGCUCUUACUGUAAUUCUUGUCAUCUUGACUUUGGUCAUCGUUGCUGGUUCCAUAUACUAUUUCUGCAGAUGGUACAGAAAUCAGAAAAGUAAAGAGUCUAAGGAGUAUGAGAGAGUGACCUUGGGGGAGCCAGCACUGCCCCACGUCUGAGGGCUUCACCAGCACCACCGGGCCAGGCCAGAGUGCACAGGGGCCCGGUUCACGUUCCUUUCCUAUUUUGUUAAUGAUAUUUAUGUUGGGUCACGUGUUAGGUCAACAACUAUGUAUUUUUAAUAUACUUAUAAAGUGUUUUUAUUUUUGUUUUAUUUUUGACAGAAGAUAUGGUGGUCAGGGCUGAGAGUGUCAGCGAGUGACAGAUCUUUGUGAAUCUAAACCAUGGUCACAUAAAUUUAGCACAGAGUUUUUCUCCUCCUCCAAUGGGUAGAACUGGCUGGCCUGUGUUAUGGUCCGACCCGGUGUCAACGCUGGAGCCUCUGCGUUGUGUGUUAGAAGUCAUCAGUUAGGACUAGGAGAAACACAUACAGGUCGGGGCCACCCAUCACAUCCUUAAAACAAACCCAGCCAAGCAGAACACCCUUACCCUGCCCAGGGCUGCCUGGAGGGGAGGGGACAGUCUCUACACCGUCCUCAACAGCUACAGACAGAAGUCAU
Messenger RNA from Heterocephalus glaber (naked mole-rat), 1430 nucleotides. RefSeq names its product epiregulin (gene Ereg). The record is from RefSeq and is a predicted model, not a curated record. NCBI's taxonomy places the organism in Eukaryota, Metazoa, Chordata, Mammalia, Rodentia, Bathyergidae. Gene Ontology annotation, biological process: positive regulation of cell population proliferation; epidermal growth factor receptor signaling pathway; positive regulation of mitotic nuclear division. Gene Ontology annotation, molecular function: growth factor activity; epidermal growth factor receptor binding.